Messenger RNA from Aspergillus campestris IBT 28561, 3117 nucleotides. RefSeq names its product UTP14 family protein. The transcript has 3 exons. Gene Ontology annotation, cellular component: small-subunit processome; nucleolus. Lineage: Eukaryota; Fungi; Ascomycota; Eurotiomycetes; Eurotiales; Aspergillaceae. Bases 109 to 2967 code for a protein of 952 amino acids. Gene Ontology annotation, biological process: rRNA processing. The record is from RefSeq and is a predicted model, not a curated record.
CAUGUUCUUCAGGGCAGUUAUUUGCUGAAGAACUUGGGUUAUUAUUUUUAUUCAACCCUUGAAUUAUUUUACUACUGUUUUUGCAGUGGCUAAACGACAACUGCAAUCAUGCCUCGCCAACAAACCCAGCAGCGCGGGCCGAAAGACAACUCGUCCAAGAAGAAGCAACAGCCUAGAAAGAGACCCAACAAGGCUUUGAACGCCCUCGCGAUCGCCGAACAGCAAUUUCCUGUCAAACCUAAGAUCCGACGCAACCGGCUCGGCGAAGAGUACGGACAGCACACCCGCAAGCGACACGCGGCGGGCAGCGACGAGGAAGAAUCGGACGGGGAUGGCCCAGACAACAAGCGCCGUCGGUUUGGAGGCGACGGGUCUGAUAGCGAUGCGGGCAGCGAUGGACAAGGUCGCCGGUGGAGAAUAGGGCACGUCGACAGUGAUGACGAUAGCGAAUUGGACAGUGAUGAAGCCUUGGGUGAGAGUGAUGAGGAGCGGUUUGAAGGUUUUACGUUUCGGGGUAGUGGGAAGCCUAAGUCUAAGGCGAAGCCGAAGCCUGAGUCCAAGAAGAAGAGUCGCCCGAUUAGUCUGUCGGAGGAUGUCGAGGAUGAGGAUGAGGAGGAUGAAGAUGAAGACGAAGAUUCGGACGAUCUUGGGGAGGAUGCUAUCGACUUGACCACUGCCUGGGACAUGAACGUUGCUGCGGAAGAAGAAGAAGCGCAGGCUGGCUCGAAAUCGAAAAAACGCGACGAAGACUUUGGGUCUGAGGAAGAUGAAGAGGAAGAGGAGGGGGAUGAUGAGGAUGAGGAAGACAGUGAAUCCAACGAAGACAGCGACUUCGACAUGUCCGACGAUGAGGACGCUGUGGAUGAACAUGGCCUCGCCAAAUUGCAGAGUUUCGUGAACUCUAUGGGUACGGGUGCUGUCGACAGGACCAAAAAGAAGGGAGGAAAACACGAGCAUACUGCGCCGACAGAAUUCGGACUGUCCUCUACACAGAAACUCACUAUCGCGGACCUCAUGCCCUCAAUUACAGAUUCGCGCUUAAAGAACUCUCUCAAACAUGUCGACACCGCGCCCGCCAACAAAACAACAUCCGGUAUCCCGGGUAAACUCGACGCACCUCUGGCGAAACGCCAGCAGGAUCGGUUGGACCGAACCGCAGCCUAUGAAAAGAGCAAAGAAACUAUGGAUCGCUGGUUGGAGACGGUCAAGCACAAUCGCCGAGCGGAACACCUCAUGUUUCCCCUUGUCGACCCCGACGCCGAGCAGACGCACCGAAUCGACGUUACGAAGCCUCAGACAGACCUUGAACACGCCAUCCAAGACAUUCUAGUCGAGAGUGGUCUGACGGAUAAUAAGGGGAAGUCGGCUGAAGAGCAGGUUCAGGAAUUCGAGGAACUGCAGGCGCGAAAGCUCCCGAUCGAGGAGAUCCGAGCUCGCAGGGCGGAACUACGCCAGCGCCGCGAUCUACUCUUCCGGGAGGAGGUCCGUGCCAAACGCAUCAAGAAGAUCAAGAGCAAGUCGUACCGCCGGGUGCACCGCAAGGAACGCGAGAAGUUGGAGCAGCAGGAACGACAGGCUCUCCUUGAUGCAGGCGUGGACCCGGAUGAAGAGGAUCGCGAAAAAUUCGAGCGUCAAAGAGCGGAAGCUCGCAUGGGUCUGAAGCAUAAGGAGAGUAAGUUCGCCAAGAGCUUGAAGCAGACUGGACGAACCGCUUGGGACGAGGAAGCGCGCUUGGGUGCCGCCGAUAUGGCCCUCAGGGAGGAAGAGCUGCGGAAGAGGAUCGAAGGCAAGCGUGCCACCCGCGGUGACGAGGACUAUCUCGGAUCAUCCAGCUCCGAGUCCGAGGAAGAGAACCCAUGGGACGAGGAAGCUGAUUCCGAUGCCGAAAAGCGCAAGCUUCGCCAGAAGCUCAGCAAGCUUGAGGGCGGUGAAGAUGGGGAGCUGGAACUCAAGGGCCCCCAUUCCAAGCUGCUCUCCAUGAAGUUCAUGCAGAACGCCGAGGCCUCUCGGAAAGCCCAGAACGACGCUGAAGUCCGGAAGCUCAACCGAGAACUUCACGGAGAGGAAUCGCAGUCCGAGGCAGAGUCAGAGGUUGGCCGGCGCAAGUUUGGUCACUCAGAUAAAAACAAAGCUGGCCAACAGCAGAAACCCAAAGCACUCCCCCGCAAUGAGUUUGAGGAACCACUAGGAUCGGAUGAGGAAGCUGAUGCCGCCGAGCAAGAUGCCGAAGUCGUCACUGACCGCAAGGGCAAUAACGCAAAGCCGGGUCGCUCUGCUAACAAACCGCGCGGAGGCCUCUCCAAGGCUCCUGAACCCAUUGAACCCCUGCCGAGGAGGAGAACCCUUGGUUGUGACAACCAGCAGACCGUCGACAUCAACCUUGACGACGCGGCGCCCAGCGGCCAGUCGUCUCGGAAAGCCUCCAAAAAAGAGAAGGCUCCUUCUACAUCCACCCAGAAGCAGCGCUUGGAACCUCAGGAUGACAGCGAGGAGGAGAGCGUGCCGGUGCUUCUCAAAAACCAUGACCUCGUGAAGCGCGCAUUCGCAGGCGACGAGGUCGUCCAAGACUUCGAACUUGAGAAGCGGGACACUAUCCGCGACGAAGAUGACCAGGUCAUCGACAAUACUCUGCCCGGAUGGGGUAGCUGGGCUGGCGAAGGGGUCAGCAAAAAGCAACAGAAGCGACAGAAGCGCUUCCUCACCAAGGUUGAUGGUGUGAAGCCGGACGACCGGAAGGAUGCUAAACUCGCCCGCGUCAUCAUCAACGAGAAACGUGUCAAGAAGAACAACAAAUACAUGGCUACUCAGCUUCCUCACGAGUUCGAAAGCAAGGCCCAGUACGAGAGGUCUCUCCGUCUCCCCAUCGGACCGGAGUGGACUACUAAGGAGACCUUCCAGAAUGCGACCAAGCCUCGCGUGAUGGUCAAGCAGGGAGUCAUCAAGCCCAUGGAGAAGCCAACAGUAUAAGAUACCCGACUAUCGACAUGGGAGGAGGAUAUCUUCAAGGAUUGGCAGGGGGAAAAGAGUCAGCAGGAUUAGUCAGAUACCACUUUUUGAUCAUGAAAUGUAAUUAUCCAUGACAUUAGAAAAGGUUCAUAUCAACCACCAUAAAAAGUC